AUGGGUCAGCAGUCCAAAAGGACGUGUGCACCGACGCCUCAGGUCAUCCCGUCGUCGCUGCCUCAAUUCCUUCCGCCGUUGAUGCCGCAUCUCGUCCCGACGUCGGUGCCACACCUUGUCCCGCCGCUGUCGGCGCCACACCUCGUCCCGCCGCCACGCCAGCCCGGACCAGGUGCCUCGAUUCCUCCACAGCCACCAAAGGCAGCGGCAGCCUCUGCACCAUGCUGGCUCCCCCAGACGCAAGGCCCUUUGUGUUACACGAAUGUUGAUGAUCUGAAUCCAGAAGCAUGGGUAGUAGAUUCUCACCCACCUGGUGGGUUCCUUGGUUUUUUUAAGAACACGCCAAGCCUUUCACAAGCUGUGAGCAAUGGGACUUUAUCGCAACAAAUCAAGAAAGGAGAUGCCACCAAUGGUGGCGAGUGUGCAAGGACUGAAAAGCGCUUGCUGUGGACAAAAGAGGAAGAUCUUAGAUUCGUUGGUGCUUGGUUGAAUAAUUCAAACAAUCCAAUCCAAUCAAAUUACAAGAAGAACGACCAAUACUGGAAUGAAGUUGCUGCUGUCUACAAUAGUACCACCCCCCAAAACAGGGAAAGGCUAGUCAAGCAAGUGAAGGAUCGCUUUGGGAGAAUUAAGAAAAGGGUUGCAUGGUUUUGUGGGAGUUACAAGGAAGCUAGUGCACUGUAUGCUAGUGGUGAAUCUGAUGCUGAUUUAAAGAAGAGGGCAAUGCAAACUUAUGAGGCAGAUCACCCAGAAGACGGUCCAUUUAUGUUUGAGCAUUGUUGGGUAGUUCUAAAAGAGCAACCAAAAUGGGAUGCAUAUUUGGAACGCCUGGAAUAUGUGGAGCCGGACAAGAGGAAGUUUAGUGUUGAUGAUGAAGUGGGGCAACGUUUCACUCUAGAUGAUGAUAAAGAGGAACAUCCACCGGGUGGCAAGACAGCUAAAGGAAACGAAAAACAAAGGACGAAGGUUGUAUAA
Triticum turgidum subsp. durum (durum wheat) is the source of this 975-nucleotide messenger RNA. NCBI's taxonomy places the organism in Eukaryota, Viridiplantae, Streptophyta, Magnoliopsida, Poales, Poaceae. The record is from the annotation of a GenBank genome assembly.